CUUUCUAUUUUUCUCCGGUUUGAAAUUUCUUUUUUUUUCUCUUUUGCAGAGAGAGAGUGAGGAGAGAUAGGGUCUGAAGCUAGAGAGAGAAAGCGAGGAAGCCCCUUCCUAUCGGCCGUAUCUCCUCUGUAUACAUGUCGGAUAAAGGUGGGCCACUGCCAAAAUUUGGUGAAUGGAAUGUUAAUGAUCCGGCUUCAGCUGAGAGGUUCACAGUGAUAUUCAACAAGGCCAGGGAUGAGAAGAAGACAGGUGGCAACCCUCGUGGCCCUGAGUCCCCAGGCAAGGAGCAUGGAUCUUUUGCCAAGUCCAAUUCUAAGAAAUGGUUUUGUUGCUUGCAACCCCACAAGGUGGAGUCGUGAAAAGGAGGAUGAUCUCACUUCUAUCCGCACUUGUUUUUUGAGUCUUUGAUGUGAAUGCCCUUCCUUUACAAAAUUUGACUCUUGUUGGUUUGCUGUGUUUCUCUUUCUACUUUCUCUCUCUCCCCCCCCUGUGGCUGCUUUUGUAAUAUAUAUUUAUCAUAGUGUAUGAUUGUCGUGGUGAUAACAGACUUCAACUCGUAAGAAUCACAGGAAUCUUUCCUUUUUGGUGUUCUUUUUUUGCUCAGGGGAAAGAAGAAAAAGGAAAAAGAAUAUAUAAAUUAUGUUUAUUGUAAGA
Molecule: messenger RNA, 654 nt
Organism: Amborella trichopoda
Lineage: Eukaryota; Viridiplantae; Streptophyta; Magnoliopsida; Amborellales; Amborellaceae
Product: protein NOI4
Cellular component (GO): plasma membrane
Source: RefSeq, a predicted model, not a curated record